UUUAGUUAAUAGCUAACGUAAGCUAACAGUUUACUGACAAAUUAGGGUGAUACUUCUUGUCUAAUGAGUUUCUCGCAAAUCAGCAGUCGUCGUUUUAUGUUUUGUUACCCUCAUUAUCACUUCUACUAAUUAAUAAAUUAGUUUGGUACUAUACCUGUGCCGUUGCGAGGGACUAAAAUGUUUCCCAGCAGCACAGAGGCUGUAAUGGACACCUCGGAUGGUGGACAAAUAUGGGGACGGUCCCCAACGGACAGAAGCCGACCAUAUGAAACUACAUCGGACGGUGCCGCGUAUUUUCCCCCAGCUUCAUUCCACCAAAGUUUCGAUAAAGGCAGUUCGAGCUCCAGCCAUGACACGUUCCUCCCCCGAGGCUCCACAGAUGAGUUCGAUCCAAGCUUCCGGUUAGGCAGGACGAAUGCAUCCCUCUUUGCAUCUACCUCGGACAGCCCGUCCCUCCGCGGCCCUGGAGGAACGCCGAAGCUCAGGAGGACACCGGGGUUCGCUGGGGCCUCUGGGGGCACACACCCAGCACGCACACCGUUGACCGAUCACACCGCGACAAGUUGCUCCUCAGCGACCGCCUCGUCUGGGGCCUCUGUGCUUGUGGCUGUGGUUGAAGGGCGUGGAUUGGCCAGGGGAGAGAUUGGCAUGGCCUGUCUCAAUUUGAAAUGUCCAGAGCUUAUACUCUCUCAGUUUUCAGACACUGGGACGUAUGCCAAGGUGAUAACCAAGAUUCACAUCCUGGUACCACUCGAGAUACUUAUGCCAGACACAGCCAGUGAGAAGGGGAAAAGGACGAAGCUGUUCAGCCUCAUCACAGAGAACUUCCCGGUACCAAUGCAGAAAAUGAGUCAUGAACAAAACACACGAUUGAUCAAUACUGUGUAUUGUGCACCCCGCCAUAUGAUUGAUGCGUUUUUGUUACAGGUGAAUGUGCAGCAAUAUUUGCAUUUUGUUCUGCUUUUUUUUUGUCAGGGUGUAUCUUUCACUGCUAUCCAGAGGAAGUAUUUUAAUGAGAAGAAAGGACUGGAGUACAUUCAGCAGCUGUGUGCUCCAGAAUAUGUAACCGUCCUCAUGGAAGUGCAGGCUAAGUAUUACUGCCUAGCAGCAGCUGCUGCUUUGCUGAAGUAUUUAGAAUUCAUUCAGAACUCCGUCUACGCCGGCAAGUCUCUCAAAGUGAGCUUUAGAGGGAGUGAACAGACUGCAAUGAUCGACUCCACAUCUGCCGCUAACUUGGAGUUGGUCGUCAAUAACCGAGACCACAGGAGCGGGCACACUCUUUUAGGGGUGCUUAACCACACUAAAACGCCCGGCGGUGCGAGAAGGUUGCGCUCCAAUAUUCUGGAGCCUCUCGUUGAUGUGGACACCAUCAACAUACGCUUGGACACCAUACAAGAGCUGCUGCGCGAUAACGAGCUCUUCUUUGACCUCAAAAACGCCAUUGCUCGUUUCCUUGACAUCGACCAGCUGCUGUCUGUUCUUGUCCAAAUCCCGAAGCAGGAAACCGCUCAGGUUGCUGAAGCAAAAAUUACACACAUCAUUCAACUGAAACACACAUUGGACCUGGUGCCACGGUUAAGGAUGGCGUUGAAGAAUGGAAAUACCGCUCUGCUCAAAGCAUACGGCGCCUCGCUGGAAGACAACAGGUUCGACAUGAUCCUCGAACAGAUCAAGACGGUGAUUAAUGAGGACACUACCUACCUGAAGGGGAGCCUGAACUUACGCACCCAGAAGUGUUACGCUGUCCGCCCCAACAUCAACGAGUUCCUCGAUAUUGCACGCAGAGCUUACACUGAGAUAGUGGACGACAUCGCAGGGCUGGUGAGCCAGAUGAAGGAGAAAUAUAGUUUGCCUAUGCGUACCAGUUACAGCACAGCUCGAGGUUUCUUCAUUCAAAUGAAGCUUGAAGGAGGGGUCUUACCUGAAGGGAAACUCCCCUCAGAGUUCAUCAAGGUGACGAAGCACAAGAACAACUAUGGCUUCACCCACCCAGACCUGAUCAAGAUGAAUGAACGCUGCGAUGAGGCCCUGAGGGAGAUCUUUCACAUGUCCUAUGUGGUGAUAUGUCAACUGCUUAGCACCAUCCACGAGCACAUCCACUGCCUUUACAAACUCUCGGAUGCCGUGUCCAUGCUGGACAUGCUGCUGUCUCUGGCCAACGCGUGCAUCGUCUCAGACUACGUGCGCCCCGAGUUCACAGACACACUGGCCAUCAAGCAGGGUCGUCACCCCAUCCUGGAGCAGAUGGUCGGACAGCAGCCCGUCUCGAACAACAGUUUCAUCUCCGAGGGCAGCAACUUCGUCAUCAUCACUGGACCCAACAUGAGCGGCAAGUCCACCUACCUCAAACAGGUGGCGCUGUGUCAGGUCAUGGCUCAGAUAGGCUCUUUCGUCCCCGCUGAGUAUGCCUCUUUCCGUGUUGCCGAUCAGAUUUUCACCAGGAUCGGUGUGGAUGAUGAUUUUGAAACAAAUUCUUCCACCUUCAUGUUGGAAAUGAAGGAAAUCUCUUACAUAAUCCACAACGUAAGCGACAGGUCCUUGAUCAUCAUAGACGAGUUGGGCCGGGGCACCAGCGCCGAGGAGGGCAUCGGCAUUUGCUACUCAGUUUGUGAGUUCCUUCUUAGUCUCAAGGCGUUCACCUUGUUUGCCACACACUUUCUUGAGGUGUGCCAGCUGGAGUCUCUUUAUCCCAACGCGGAGAACCAGCACAUGGAGGUGCAGCACACGCGCAAUGGGGACACCGGUGGAGAGAGUGUGGUGUAUACGUACUUGCUGAAUCAAGGAUGCUCUGAAGAAAGACACUAUGGUCUGAGAGCAGCAGAAAUGACGGCACUUCCCCCAAACAUAAUCCAAGAGGCCAAGGUGAUUGCCUCCAAAGUCAACCAGCUGCUUCUGGCCAAACAUCACAGUGAUCCGGGAGAAAAGAGGGAGAGAGCCGUGUACAAGCUGGCCACCCGCCUCCUGCAGACGGCCAGGAACUCCAGACUGGAUUGUGACAGCCUGCGUAUGUAUCUGAAGGGCUUAAAGAAGCAGUACGAGGCCGAGCUGCUGGCAGCAGGGCAACCGGCCUCCAUUGACACAGAAGAGGAAUGACUGGUUCAGCCUGAGGCGGACUUACGGAAAUCAGUUGAAGUAUCAUUACUAAGCAUAUUGUGUUUGGAUUGACAUAUUUGAUGUUGAAAGAGAUUUCUUUGAAUUUCAGUGUUUCCUUUUGGAUGGUCUGUUAUGAAGACUGUUAUAACACAUGUUCAUUUGGAAGAUGUUAUUUAAAGUAUGGCGUUGUAUCCUUAUGGCACAGACAAUAAAAAUAGACUAGAUAUAGUUGAAGUCAACAUAAUAUGCGCUCGUGCUAUCUCGUCGGGGUCAUGCAAUGACCGCUCCCCUCUUGAUUUUGCCUAAAACGAGACUUGUUCUCCCAGGCUGUCUGGAAAAGGCGGGGCUAUCUUUUGUUUCCAACCCGCGCGCAAAUACGGCUCAUGGCGGUGUACCCGCAGUCACAAAACAAGCGUCCCUCCCAGCAGCCUGACUAUG
Messenger RNA from Pungitius pungitius (ninespine stickleback), 3531 nucleotides. It is a transcript of the gene msh4, whose product is annotated as mutS homolog 4. Gene Ontology annotation, cellular component: nucleus. The record is from RefSeq and is a predicted model, not a curated record. Gene Ontology annotation, molecular function: ATP binding; mismatched DNA binding; ATP-dependent DNA damage sensor activity. Bases 178 to 3093 code for a protein of 971 amino acids. The transcript is spliced from 19 exons. Gene Ontology annotation, biological process: reciprocal meiotic recombination; mismatch repair. Lineage: Eukaryota; Metazoa; Chordata; Actinopteri; Perciformes; Gasterosteidae.